Messenger RNA from Penicillium odoratum, 684 nucleotides. RefSeq lists its product as uncharacterized. Lineage: Eukaryota; Fungi; Ascomycota; Eurotiomycetes; Eurotiales; Aspergillaceae. The record is from RefSeq and is a predicted model, not a curated record. The transcript has a single exon. The coding region runs from base 1 to 684 and encodes 227 amino acids.
AUGGAAAGAUCUUCCCGCUCACCAUCGCGACGCCAAAGUGUCCGCUACUCCUCGCCAAUGCCAGCAGUUAUGGUUGAGCCCACCGUCGUGCGUGACCUUUUCGACGACGAGAAGCUCGUCCUCGAUGACUUCGAAAGUCACAUUGCCCGCUGCACUCCAUGCGCCCUAGCCAUCGAAACCGGCGAAAGCUACCAUUGCGAGCGUGGCUACCUCCUCGCCCUCGACGUGACCAAAUACCUAUACAGUGAAGGAGGCAAGCCAUUUGCAGCAGUGGAUAAGGAGAAUGGCAAGCCAAGACGAGUGAAGCUGCCUCGAGACUCGAGUGCAACUCGCAGCCUUCUUGAGUCAAUCGAGAAGGGAAGACGUCUCCAGUCUCCUCGUCGUGGACGUGCUCCUGCUGUUCGUCCUCCCAGCUCUACCUCCAGCACUCGGCCUGUGAUUGAACAGUUCAGGCCUCGCUCUCACACUCCGGAGCCAGUCUCUUCUCCUCUCCAGAUCAUUGAGCGCUCGCCAUCUCUCAGCAAGCGUCACGUUAUCGUUUACCCUCGUUCUUCUCGGCAAUCUUCUCGAUCUUCAAACGCCUCCAGCCGCAGCCCGUCCAACAGAGGCUCGCUCUAUGUCCCUGACCAUCUGGACCGCGAAGAGCGACGCUACGAAUCCAGUAGCCAGCGAUACCACCGCUGA